AUGGCUGGCCAAGAUGAGGGACCCCUCAUGGCUCUGGAGCUCAAGGACGGCUUCGUCUGCCAGGGUCACAGCUUCGGCGCGCCCAAGAGCGUAGCUGGCGAACUCGUCUUUCAGACGGGCAUGGUCGGAUACCCAGAGUCUAUUACGGAUCCCUCGUACCGCGGCCAGAUCCUCGUCGUAACCUAUCCGUUGGUGGGGAACUAUGGCGUACCUUCCCGUAGCGAACAGGACAAGCUCCUGGAAGGCCUUCCAGCACACUUCGAGUCGGCGCAGAUACACAUAGCUGGUCUGGUGGUGGCAUUCUAUGCCGGCGAAGAAUACUCACAUCAUCUAGCCGAGUCGUCCCUCGGCACCUGGCUCAAGGAGCAAGGAAUUCCAGCGCUCUACGGAGUGGACACCAGAGCCUUGACCAAGAGGAUCCGGGACGAGGGCAGCAUGCUUGGCCGGCUCCUCCUUGAGAAGCAGGAGACGCCAGAUGGCGACUCUCUUACCAACGGUCAUGUUGAAGCCAAACAGCAACCGAACGGCGCGCACGCGAGCGACUGGCGGGAUCACUUCGAGCAGAUCCCCUGGGCGGAUCCGAAUACGAAGAACCUGGUUGUGGAAGUUUCGACCCACACACCCAAAAUCUACCCGCCACACCCGUCGACCGCUCUGAAACACCCUUCUGGGCGCCCGGUACGGGUGAUGUGCGUAGAUGUCGGUUUGAAAUACAAUCAACUAAGGUGUCUUGUCAGGCGAGGUGUCGAGGUGGAGGUUGUGCCAUGGAACUACAACUUCCCGGAGCUUGCUGGAAAGGAGUACGAUGGGCUGUUCAUCUCAAACGGACCCGGUGAUCCUGCUAUGAUGGAGGAUACCGUCAAGCACAUCCGGGCUGCGAUGGAGGAAGCGAGAACGCCUAUCUUUGGCAUCUGCUUGGGACAUCAACUGCUCGCCCGAGCAGCGGGUGCUGGCACGAAGAAGAUGAAGUUCGGCAACCGAGGCGCCAAUAUCCCUUGCACAAAUCUACUUUCUGGACGAUGCUACAUCACCUCGCAAAACCACGGUUACGAAGUUGACGCCAAGACUUUACCCACAGGCUGGGAGGAGCUCUUCGUCAAUGCGAACGACGGCAGCAAUGAAGGCAUCAGGCAUAUCAGUCGUCCGUACUUCAGCGUGCAGUUCCACCCAGAACAUGCGCCUGGCCCGCAAGAUACGGAGUUUCUCUUUGAUGUGUUUAUUGACACCAUCGAGAAGUCCAUGACAUCCCCUGAGAUCAUGUCGAGGCCCGUCCAGUUUCCAGGCGGUGACAUCACGGAAAAUAAGAGGCUGCACCCGAAAGUAGAUGUGAAGAAGGUUCUCGUUCUUGGUAGUGGUGGCCUGAGCAUCGGACAAGCUGGCGAAUUCGACUACUCUGGCAGCCAAGCCAUCAAGGCGCUGAAGGAAGAGGGCAUCUACACAAUCCUCAUCAACCCGAACAUUGCCACCAUCCAAACCUCGAAGGGCCUGGCGGACAAGGUCUACUUUCUGCCAGUAACCGCAGAAUUUGUGCGCAAGGUCAUCAAGAACGAGCGCCCAGAUGCAAUCUAUGUAACUUUCGGUGGGCAAACUGCGCUUCAGGUCGGUAUCCAGCUGAAAGACGAGUUCGAGGAGUUGGGCGUCAAAGUGCUCGGCACGCCAAUUGAGACGAUCAUCACCACCGAAGACCGCGAGCUCUUUGCACGAAGCAUGGAUUCGAUUGGUGAGAAAUGCGCCAAGUCGGCAUCGGCCAGCUCUGUCGAAGAAGCUCAGCGGGUCGUAAAGGACAUUGGCUAUCCGGUCAUUGUCCGCGCCGCCUACGCUCUCGGUGGUCUUGGAAGUGGCUUCGCCGACAACGAGAGCCAGCUGCUAGAUCUCUGCAACAAAGCGUUCGCCGCAAGUCCUCAAGUUCUGAUUGAGCGGAGCAUGAAGGGCUGGAAGGAGAUCGAGUAUGAAGUUGUUCGAGAUUGCCGGGACAACUGCAUAACCGUGUGCAACAUGGAGAACUUCGAUCCCUUGGGCAUCCACACUGGCGACUCUAUCGUCGUGGCCCCCUCGCAGACACUCUCUGAUGAGGACUACAACAUGCUAAGGACGACCGCCGUGAACGUUAUCAGGCACUUAGGCGUGGUGGGAGAAUGCAACAUCCAGUAUGCGCUCAAUCCUGACUCUAAGGAGUACUGCAUUAUCGAAGUCAACGCUCGUCUCUCACGUUCAUCGGCUCUUGCUUCGAAGGCCACCGGCUAUCCUCUAGCGUACACGGCGGCCAAGCUUGGUCUGAACAUUCCCUUGAAUGAGAUUUCGAACUCGGUGACGAAGGUCACCUGCGCGUGCUUUGAACCAUCGCUGGACUACGUGGUCGUCAAGAUCCCGCGGUGGGAUCUUAAGAAGUUCACCCGCGUAUCAACUCUGCUCGGCUCCUCCAUGAAGAGCGUGGGCGAAGUGAUGGCCAUUGGUAGAACAUUCGAAGAGGCGAUCCAGAAGGCAAUCCGCGCAAUUGAUCCCACCAACGACGGAUACAAUGAGACAGAAGCCCUCAUGUCAAUUGAUACGGAGCUGCAGACACCAUCUGACCAGCGGCUAUUCGCUCUGGCGAACGCUAUGCACCAGGGUUACACAGUACAGAAGAUCUGGGACAUGACGAAGAUUGACCCCUGGUUUUUGAACAGGCUCAAGGGCCUAUGCGACUUCGGCAAGCUGAUGACCAAAUACAACAAGAACAACGUUUCCCGAGAUCUUCUCAUUAAAGCGAAGCAGCUUGGUUUCUCUGAUCGACAGCUGGCCAAGUUCUGGGCGUCGAACGAACUGGCAGUCAGACAGAAAAGAGUUGAUGCGGGCAUCAUGCCGGUAGUCAAGCAGAUUGACACCGUUGCCGCCGAGUCUCCUGCGUUCACAAACUACCUCUACCUCACAUACAACGGCAGCGAGCACGAUGUCACAUUCAACGACCGCGGAAUCAUGGUUCUCGGCUCUGGAGUGUACCGUAUCGGUUCGUCUGUCGAGUUCGAUUGGUGCUCGGUAAGAGCGGUGCGGACGCUACGCGAGAACGGCUACAAGACAGUCAUGGUCAACUACAACCCUGAGACCGUCAGUACCGACUACGACGAAGCGGACCGACUGUACUUUGAGAACAUCAAUAUGGAAACGGUGCUCGACAUCUACGGCAUGGAGAACUCUAGUGGAGUCAUCCUUUCCAUGGGUGGUCAGACGCCGAACAACAUUGCCCUGCCUUUGCUGCGCCGCGACGUCAAGAUCCUUGGUACAUCACCAGAGAUGAUCGAUACCGCUGAGAACCGUUUCAAGUUUUCUCGCAUGCUGGACCGGAUUUCAGUCGAUCAGCCCGCGUGGAAGGAGCUCACAAGCUUCGAGGAAGCUCAGGAGUUCUGCGCGCGGGUCUCGUAUCCUGUCCUUGUUAGACCCUCCUACGUGCUUUCUGGCGCUGCGAUGAACACGGUCUACUCCCAGCAUGACUUGGAGAACUACUUGAAGCAGGCCGCCGAUGUCUCCAAGGAGCAUCCAGUCGUGAUCACGAAGUACAUCGAAAACGCCAAGGAGAUCGAGAUGGACGCUGUGGCGCUGAACGGUAAGAUGAUAGGCCACUUCAUCUCUGAGCACGUUGAGAAUGCUGGUGUCCACUCUGGCGAUGCGACCUUGAUCCUGCCGCCGCAAGACCUGGAUCCCGAGACGGUUCGCCGGAUAGAAGAUGCCACGCGCAAGAUCGGCAACGCGCUCAAUGUUACCGGGCCAUACAACAUUCAAUUUAUUGCCAAAGACAACGAUAUUAAGGUCAUCGAAUGCAAUGUCCGAGCUUCGCGAUCGUUCCCCUUCGUCUCGAAGGUCAUGGGAGUGGACCUCAUCGAGAUGGCUACCAAGGCCAUGGCGGGAUUGCCAGUGCAGGAGUAUCCGCCAGUCAACAUCCCUAAGGACUACGUAGGGGUGAAGGUACCACAGUUCUCAUUCUCCCGGCUGUCUGGUGCGGAUCCGGUUCUCGGUGUUGAGAUGGCUUCUACCGGUGAAGUCGCCUGCUUUGGCCGAACAAAAUAUGAGGCGUACAUCAAGGCCCUCAUCUCGACUGGAUUCAAGCUGCCGAACAAGAACAUCUUGCUCUCGAUCGGCGCGUACAAGGACAAGAAAGAGAUGCUUCCGUCUAUCAAGCGCCUGCAUGAGCUCGGCUACAACCUCUUUGCGACGGCAGGCACUGCAGACUUCAUUGAAGGAGAAGGUCUGCCAUGCAAGUUCCUCGAGGUGCUUGGUAGCGGCGGUUUCGACGGCGACCAGAAGCCCGAGUACUCGCUGACGCAGCAUCUCUCGAACAAUCUUAUCGACCUGUACAUUAACCUACCCUCAAACAACCGAUUCCGCCGCCCAGCCAACUACAUGAGUCGCGGCUAUCAGACCCGACGAAUGGCGGUCGACUACCAAACGCCUCUCGUCACCAACGUGAAGAACGCCAAGCUCCUCAUCGAAGCCUUAGCGCGCCAGUACGACCUCGAGAUCAGCAGCGUAGACUACCAAACCUUUGCGCCAAUGGCUAACGGCGACCGACGGCCCUCCCAGCUGAACCUCACCCAAGGCGCCCUCUCCCUGCCCCAACUCCUCGCCCACUCCCCCUUCAAAGGCAAGUCCGUCAUCUCCGUCAAGCACAUCUCCCGCAACGACCUGCACCUCCUCUUCACCGUCGCUUCCGAGAUGCGUCUCGGCGUCCAGCGGCAAGGCUGCCUCGACAUCCUCAAGGGCCGCGUUCUGUGCACCGCCUUCUUCGAGCCCUCGACCCGCACCUCGGCCUCCUUCGACGCAGCGAUGAAGCGGCUCGGCGGCCAGACCGUCGUCGUCAACGAGAGCCACUCCAGCAGUCAGAAAGGCGAGUCCCUCGCCGACACGAUCCGCACCCUCAGCUGCUACGGCGACGCCAUCGUGCUGCGCCACCCUGACCCGACGUCUGCGGACACGGCGGUACGGUGCUCAAACGUGCCGGUUAUCAAUGCUGGGAAUGGCAGUAAGGAGCAUCCGACGCAGGCGUUCUUGGACCUGUUUACCAUCCGCGAGGAGCUGGGGACUGUGAACGGCUUGACGAUUACGUUCGUCGGGGACCUAAGGUUUGGAAGGACGGUGCACUCGGUGUGCGAGCUGCUCAAGCACUACGACGUCAGCAUCCAGCUCGUCUCGCCGGAGUCGCUGGCCCUGCCCAGCGGUAUCCGCGACACGCUGGCUUCGCGCGGGCAGCUGAGCAAGGAGAGCUCGGAGCUCAGCCCGGAGAUUGUCGCGAGGAGCGACGUGCUGUACUGCACGCGGGUGCAGAAGGAGCGGUUCGAGAGCAUGGAGUCGUACGAGCUGGUCAAGGAUAGCUUCGUGGUUGACAACAAGGUCAUGAAGCAUGCGAAACAGAACAUGGUGGUCAUGCAUCCGCUGCCGAGGAACAAUGAGAUUCAUGAGGAGGUGGACUUUGAUUCGAGGGCGGCGUAUUUUAGACAGAUGCGGUACGGACUUUACACGCGCAUGGCGCUGUUGGCGCUGAUCAUGGCUUCGUGA
Coniosporium apollinis CBS 100218 is the source of this 5526-nucleotide messenger RNA. Its product is annotated as protein pyrABCN. Gene Ontology annotation, biological process: L-citrulline biosynthetic process; L-glutamine metabolic process; UTP biosynthetic process. The transcript has 3 exons. Gene Ontology annotation, molecular function: aspartate carbamoyltransferase activity; amino acid binding; carbamoyl-phosphate synthase (glutamine-hydrolyzing) activity. Gene Ontology annotation, cellular component: cytosol; cytoplasm. NCBI's taxonomy places the organism in Eukaryota, Fungi, Ascomycota, Dothideomycetes. The record is from RefSeq and is a predicted model, not a curated record. The coding region runs from base 1 to 5526 and encodes 1841 amino acids.